AUGCAUGUGGACGCUGACGGUCCUGGGGAAGAGGGCUCAGUGGACUCGGGCUUCCCCUCGGUGCCGGUGACCCACAGCCGGGGCCUGGCUCAGGAGCUGGACUCUCAUCUUUACGGUCACAUCCUGGUCCCGGGACACCAACGACCGCGACGACCCAAACCACAGCACUCCCACUCCAUCCUCCGCAAACAGGCCGAGGAGGAGGCCAUCAAGCGCUCCCGGUCUCUGUCAGAGAGCUAUGAGCUGUCAGCGGACCUCCAGGACAAACAGGUGGAGAUGCUGGAGCGUAAAUAUGGCGGGCGUUUCAUAACCCGCCACGCGGCGCGCACCAUCCAGACCGCCUUCCGUCAGUACCAGAUGAACAAGAACUUUGAGCGUCUGCGCAGCUCCAUGUCUGAGAACCGCAUGUCGCGGCGGAUCGUCCUGUCCAACAUGAGGAUGCAGUUCUCCUUCGAAGGACCCGAGAAACUCCACAGCUCUUACUUCGAAGGGAAGCAGCUGUCGCUCACGGACGACGAGGCCAAACAGGGUCCUCUUCCCGGGGAGCGAUGUGGCGAGAUCCAGGCCAAGACCCCCCAGAACGACUUCACGGACGCCAUCACCGAGCUGGAAGACGCCUUCUCCAGACAGGUCAAGUCUCUGGCCGAGUCCAUAGACGACGCUUUGAACUGCCGCAGCAUCCAGGGCAACGACAGCCCGGCCGAGCCCAGCAGAGGCCACCAGGAGAGGGAUGGGAGCUGCCCGGUGAAGUCCCCUCUUAGCUCCUCUGACCAGCGUAAACUGGACGAACUGAGCGCUUCGUACAGUGACGUCACGCUCUACAUCGACGAGGACGAGCUGUCGCCUCCGCUGGGUCAGUCCAUGGACCGUCCCUCCAGCGCCGAGUCCCCCCUGCACCAGCGCUCGCUCACCUCUGCCCAGGAUUACUGGUCUCACCUCCACAAAGACGACAAAGGAGACACGGACACCAGCUGCAGGAGCACGCCGUCUCUGGAGGAGCAGCGUCUCAGGGUGGAGCACCUCCCAUUACUGACCAUCGAGCCUCCGAGUGACAGCUCCGUGGAACUCAGCGACCGCUCCGACCGCAGCUCUUUGAAGAGGCAGAGUGCGUACGAGCGAGGUCUGAGAGAUCAGCAAAGUAGUCCCAAAACCAUCCCUCGGGGUCUUCCUCCGCGGGGCCCGUCCAGGGAGGACCGGCCGCGGCAGCUGGAACCGCAUCACGGCAUCAACGGGACGGCGAACAGGCAGAGCAAGUCGGAGUCUGAUUUCUCGGACGGCGAUAACGACAGCAUCAACAGCACGUCCAACUCCAACGACACCAUCAACUGCAGCUCCGAGUCCAGCUCCAGAGACAGCCUCCGCGAGCAGACCCUCAGCAAACAGACCUACCACAAGGAGACGCGCAACAGCUGGGACUCUCCCGCCUUCAGCCACGACAUCAUCCGCAAGAGGCACUACCGCAUCGGACUCAACCUCUUCAACAAGAAACCUGAGAAAGGAACCCAGUUUCUGAUCGAGAGGAACUUUGUCCCUGAGACUCCGGUGGGCGUGGCCCACUUCCUGCUGCAGAGAAAAGGCCUGAGUCGACAGAUGAUCGGAGAGUUCCUGGGAAACAGACAGAAGCAGUUCAACAGAGAUGUCCUCGAUUGUGUAGUGGAUGAGAUGGACUUCUCGGUGAUGGAGCUGGACGAGGCGCUGCGCAGGUUUCAGGCUCACAUUCGAGUUCAGGGAGAGGCUCAGAAAGUGGAGCGACUCAUCGAGGCCUUCAGUCAGAGGUACUGCAUCUGUAACCCGGGGGUGGUGCGGCAGUUCAGAAACCCCGACACCAUCUUCAUCCUCGCCUUCGCCAUCAUCCUCCUCAACACAGACAUGUACAGCCCCAACGUGAAGCCGGAGAGGAAGAUGAAGCUGGACGACUUCGUCAAGAACCUCAGAGGAGUGGACGAUGGAGAGGACAUUCCCCGUGAGAUGCUGGUUGGAAUCUACGAGCGAAUCAGGAAGAGGGAGCUGAAGACCAACGAGGACCAUGUGUCGCAAGUGCAGAAGGUGGAGAAGCUCAUCGUGGGGAAGAAGCCGAUCGGAUCGUUACACCACGGACUCGGAUGUGUGCUGUCGCUGCCUCACCGCAGACUGGUCUGUUACUGUCGCCUCUUUGAGGUCCCGGACCCAAACAAACCUCAGAAACUGGGGUUGCACCAGAGAGAGAUCUUCCUCUUCAACGACCUGCUGGUGGUUUCCAAGAUCUUCCAGAAGAAGAAGAACUCUGUGACCUACAGCUUCAGACAAUCAUUCUCUCUGUACGGGAUGCAAGUGCUGCUGUUCGAGAACCAGUAUUACCCAAACGGAGUCCGCCUGACGUCCGCCGUCCCUGGAGCCGACGUCAAAGUCCUCAUCAACUUCAACGCUCCCAACCCUCAGGACCGAAAGAAGUUCACAGACGACCUCCGAGAGUCUGUGGCAGAGGUGCAGGAGAUGGAGAAGUACCGCAUAGAAUCUGAACUGGAGAAGCAGAAGGGCGUGGUCAGGGUCUGCGUGUCCCAGUGCUCCGGGCUGAAAAACGACACCGGAACUGGCAACCUGAGCCGGGCCAGUCUGGACGACUCCUACGCCAUCGGGGACGGUCUGAAGAGGAGCGCCCUCAGCAGCUCUCUGAGGGACCUCUCUGACGCAGGCAAGCGUGGGCGGCGCAGCAGCGCAGGAUCUCUAGACAGCAAUCUGGAAGGGUCCAUCAUUAGCAGCCCCCACAUGCUCAGAAGACCCCCCUCCAGCCGGGACUGUCCCUCUCGCUACAGCGGCCAGUCUCUCCCCAACUCGGCCUCUCUCCUGGGCUCUCUGUUCGGGACCAGGCGUGUGAGGUCUCCCAGCCCCACUCCACAGAGCCCUCACCCCUCCCUCCUCCCUCACCCCUCCCUCUCCCCUCACCCCUCCCUCUCCCCUCACCCCUCCCUCCUCCCUCACCACGCCGCUCGAGGAGACUCCGAGUCCACGGCGGCCCACGCUCAGUUCUGCCAGGCCACGCAGCAGAACCCUCCGCCUUAUCACCACCACCACCACUUCCACCCGCCGGCCCACCUGCAGCACCCGCCCCACCCUCCUCACCCUCCUCACCCUCCUCACCCUCCUCACCCGCCCCAACACCCGCUCCACCCACACCACCACCACCCAGCCCCCAGCCAAUCACAGAGCUCCUCCAGCACAAAACCCAAGCACAGCGGCAUCAGCACAGUGGUGUGA
Molecule: messenger RNA, 3234 nt
Organism: Knipowitschia caucasica
Lineage: Eukaryota; Metazoa; Chordata; Actinopteri; Gobiiformes; Gobiidae
Source: the annotation of a GenBank genome assembly